AUGGAGCCUGAGAUCCUCGUUCAUAUUUCCGCUCCAGGCACUGCAAGAGAUGAUGCACGGUAUCGGGAUCAUGUCAACGCCAUCUUGGCCUAUGGCCCUACCACACACGAGAGUCAGAGUACGCAGCUUUCCGUCUCCUGUGCAGCUGCCCGCUCUCCUGAGUCUGGAUCUCAUUUAGGUCCUUCUCUCUUGGUCCAAUCUACGCUACAAACUGAUCUUCGCCCGGUCACUGAGAAAUCCAUUGGCUCCAAUGUGGCCUAUGAUUCUCUUGGUAGUCUGAUCAGUGUGAUUCCAGACUCACAGGAGGUGGAUGAAGAUCGGUCCUCAAAAAGACCCCGAUUGGAAUCUCCAAUCCCUGCAAAUGAUCCGCCGACAGAAGAAAGGAAUACUGCAAUAACAAGUAUUAUACCUCGACAAGAUGAUUCCACUCUUGCUUCUACUAGUAUAUCGCUCACCCUCCCACUGGAAAUCCAUCCCCCGCCACCAUCUAUCUCCGUCUCCCAUUUCACUACCCAUAUAACUCCAACUCUAGCAAUGCUCACAACCCGCCUUAAGCCAGAACGAGUCUACAAACCACUCAACCAGAGUCGGGUUCUAGAAAAACUAGAACGUGGCUACUGGUCCCUCAACAUCGCCAUUAUCCCCAUAACUACGAAGUCUACAGACACAGACCCAAAAAUGCUAUCUAAAUCUGACAUGGGACGUCAGAUCUGGACUAUACAGCUCUUUCAUCGUUUCUGGACCUUUUUAUCUGAUUUUGUCGGUCGAGAUGCUCGUGCUGGGUGGGGAGUGUGGUGUGUAGUGGAUGAAGAUCACACUGCUGCUACUGGGUCUAAUCGAAACAAUGUGGCUAUUUCCGGCGGUUCGCUAGUGCGGCUGAAGGUAUAUGCUUGGGGCGAGAUCGCUAUGCAUAUCUAUUUGCUUCUGUUUCUGGCCAGUGAGCGCCAAAUUCGGGGGAUGGGGGCGCAGUGGAUGGAUUAUCGCGAUGAGAUGGUAAUCCAGAUGCCAUGA
Messenger RNA from Penicillium taxi, 1011 nucleotides. RefSeq lists its product as uncharacterized. The transcript has a single exon. The record is from RefSeq and is a predicted model, not a curated record. Lineage: Eukaryota; Fungi; Ascomycota; Eurotiomycetes; Eurotiales; Aspergillaceae. The coding region runs from base 1 to 1011 and encodes 336 amino acids.